Phragmites australis (common reed) is the source of this 4312-nucleotide messenger RNA. RefSeq names its product protein LONGIFOLIA 2-like. The transcript is spliced from 5 exons. Gene Ontology annotation, biological process: regulation of monopolar cell growth. The record is from RefSeq and is a predicted model, not a curated record. Bases 759 to 3998 code for a protein of 1079 amino acids. NCBI's taxonomy places the organism in Eukaryota, Viridiplantae, Streptophyta, Magnoliopsida, Poales, Poaceae.
AAUACGCACAGCUAAUCCAUGCCUACAUCGUUAGAUUUUAGCAGCAGCUCCAGUGCACUACUACCAACCGGUCAGGAACAAGAGGAUUUUUUCCCUCACUGAACCCAACCAACCAAUUCUUCCCUAGUUUUCCUUGCCUGCACACCAAAUGCCAAAUUGGUGUACACACGCGUGGAGAGAGAGAGAGAGAUGGCACAUGGGCUGCUGAGAGAGAAGAGAAUGGGUUAGACUAUGUGGCUGGUCCCAGCAAAGCAUGGCAAUCCAACAACACUUUGUCAGUCUCCUUCAGGCUUCAGCUACCCUCCUCCCUCUUUAACUGCAUCUAUCACGAGUAAGGCUCCCAAUUAAAAAAAGGUAAAAGUCAUAUGCAAUGCAAUGCCAUCCUCUCAGUCUCAAGUCUUCUCUCCUUCCCUUCUCCUGGUAGCUCGCAGUCAUAGGAGUGAGAGGAGGGAGGAGGGGACGGGAGAUACCUGAUACUUCUGCAGCUUCUUGCGGCAAUCCUGCCAUUCUGCUACCUGGAGCUGGAGAGUGUGAGGCAGUGCUGGCGUUCUUGAUUACCUGCUCAGUCACAGAGGCACAAGUGUCUCUCCCUCUCGGAAGCGUAUCCGAUCACCAUGUGUUUGUGCGGCUGAAGGACAGCCAGAGAUGACACGUUCUUGACCUGCUAGCAAGGUGGUAGGGGCUCCUGCAUUUUGGGAUUUCUUUGGGUUCUGGUCGCUCUUUCUUGAGCCGUUUGUUGGCGCAACAAGGGGAGGGAGAUGCCGGCUAAGUACCUGCAGGCGUUUGGGGAGGAGAGGCGGCCGGAGCUGCACCGCCAGAUUGGCUGCGUCACCGGGAUCUUGCAGGCGUUCGACCGCCGCCACCCGCUCGCCGCCCACAAGAGGCUGCUCCCCCCAGGCCAUGCGCUGUCCAACAGCCCAAGUGUAGGGGGAGAGUGCACAAGAUAUUCACCCCAGAUUGUUCCCGAGAAGAACUUGAGUAAAACAUGGGCUGAGAACCAGAAAAUACCAACAGCAGAACUGUCGCAAACCUCAUAUUCGUCAUCACCAUCUUCGUCAUUCUCCUCCCUUGAUGGCAACAGGUCAACACAACAAGACCUAUCGUCCACUGACCGAAUGCUGUUUCCAGAGAGGCCGUUCAAGAGCUCGCCGAAGCUCAAGAGCUCUUUUGAUAGUGACAAUGGACUUGACUACCCUGAUGAUACCCUUACCAAGCCUGACAACAUACCUGCAGCUCAAUCCAGCUUGCCAACACUUGGUAUAAGAAAUCUCGUGAAGGAUUCUAUCUAUAAGGAUAGCCAUGACUUGUCAGUCAGAAUUUGCACCAAGGAAGAACGGCAAGAUCACCCAUUCAACUGUGUAGAUCCACCUAGGCAAUUGGAUAAGCCUGCUAGCGAUGGUAUACAAGGAAAAAGCAAGGGACUCAUGGACAUCAAUGAAUCGCUCCAAGUGUUGGCCAAGCUCAGGGAAGCCUCUUGGACGCCGUCUGAAUCAGGCCAUCACGCAAGACUUUCAUAUGAUGCUCCUCGGUUCUCGUACGAUGGUAAGGAAGCAGCAUCAAAACUGAGGGAGGUACCGAGGUUGUCACUGGACAUCAAGGAAGGUCACCUUUUGAAUCGUGAGAUGGAUUUGAGAUCAAAGCCAAGUAUGGGUGCUUCAGAAAGGAGCAGCAGCAGUAGUAAGGGAGCCAAUGCAGCCUCGAAGACCCAGCUGGAACAGCCUGCCUGUAAGCGUCUUCCUAGCGUUGUUGCGAAACUCAUGGGACUCGAAGAGUUGCCUGAGCAUAAUGAAAACAAUACCGCAUCAUCACAGGCAUAUAAAGCAGUUCAAGAGAGCAAGCAGGAGUCCGUGUUGAGCCCCUUGAACAUCUCCUCCCAUAAUGAGCCUGCUCCUCAACAACUAAGGAAUCAGGAUUCAACAGUCAGAAAUAUACCCAACUCCAAGUUUCCUGUUGAAACUGCACCGUGGAAGCAACAAGAAAGGAUCGUCCUACCUCGAAAACUGCCAAAGGGUUCAAAAGGAGCUCAUGGGAGAGACCAACCUGCUGCAUCGGUAUACAGCGAUAUAGAGAGACGUCUCAAGGACCUUGAUUUUCAGCAAUCAAACAAGGACCUCAGAGCGCUUAAGCAGAUUCUGGAUUCCAUGCAAGCAAAAGGACUGUUGCAAAACAAGAAACGGGAGGAAGAAUCUAUGCUGAAGUUGUACGAUGGAAAGAGUGAUAGCAAAGAGAUGACAGAUGCGAACAUGGGACUGAGCAGUAAGACCAACCCCAUGUGGAUGCUUGAAGAGAGCAACGCAGAAAGCUCUUUCAAAUCACCUAUUGUAAUUAUGAAGCCUUCUAAGUCUGCAAACAUUUUGAGCGAAAUGGAUUCUUCUGUAAUUCCACUAAGCGGUUCAUCUGUUCUCCCACAGCUGCAAACUGGCAAUAGCACUGAUAAAAAGAAAGCUUCAAUGAUCAAUAGGACAGCCAAAGAGCAGCAUGCAAAAUCUAGUCCAAGGGUGCCUACCCCUCAAUCCCUUGCUUCUUAUGACAGGAGAUCAAAUGGAAGGAAGGAAGAUAGCAGCAACAAGCAAAAAUCUAGUUCACUGCUGGUUACUGAGAGCUCAUGUAGAAGACAGCAGUUGAUAAGAGACAAUAGCAUGCAAAAGCAUAAAAACUCCACUAGUCCCAGAUCACUGCAGAAAAAGCUUGAGGCAGAGCGGAGGGCUAGACCACCUAUUCCUUCUGCUGAGUCUAACAAAAACCAAAGACAAUUCACGGAUAGGAAUUAUUUAGAUUCAGUGUCACCCCGAAGCAAAUUCAGAAGGAAACCUGUUCAUGCACAAGAAGGUGAUGAUGGCAUGCACAAUGGAUUGAAUAGCAGGACAAGGAGCCUAAACCUGCAAGGCAAUGAUAUGUCCACAAGGUCAGAUGGCAGCAUGAGUGUUGCUUCAGAGCUGGAUAUAGAAGUUACAAGCACUGACAAAUCUGCAGAAGUGAACAUUUCUAACUUUCAGCAAGGCAUUGGAACUCCAUCAGGAAGGAAUCCAGAAAAAGUGAAAACCUCAUAUGAUGCAAGCAAGGACGUGUCAUCUGUAGACCCUUCAGCAGCUAUCUUUGAACGGCCAAGUCCAGUUUCUGUGUUAGACUCUUCGUUUGAUCAGGAGGAUUUGUUCCCUGGCAGCAAGACUUCAAAUUCACUUAAUGCUGAUGAGGAGCAUCAUACAACAGAGGAGCCCUGGAAGCCUUCUGAUACAAAGCCAACAAAGCUCGCUAUGCAGACCAAGAACAGUAAGCUCGCUAAUGUAGCUAGCCUGCUUGAGAAGCUCCAGCAGCUUAGUGUGAACAAGGGUGACGAUGCCCCUCCAGUUGAUCAUAUUGCUUUCUUGUGUAAGACUGAAAGUCCGGACCACCGUUAUGUGUCUGAGAUACUGCUGGCCUCAGGCCUUCUGAUGAAAGACCUAGGUUCAGGACAGGCAGGCCUCCAGCUUCACUCUUCUGGCUACCCGAUUAACCCCGAUCUGUUCCUCAUGUUGGAGCAAAGAAAGGCUGGAUGGGUCACCAAACCUGACGGCAUCCAUCAAAGCAGAAGUGGCACAAAGUCUGAUCCCAAGAGAGCGCACCGGAAGCUAAUGUUCGACGCUGUGAAUGAGCUUCUCUUUCAGAAAUUUGAGAAGGAAAACAUAGUUUAUUCGGUCAGCUCGUUCACCAGAGUGAAGGAUCCACCUGCAAAGGUUCUGAGCGGGCAGCAACUGGUGAAAUUCCUCUCUUCAGGUAUCGAAGACCAGGAGACAGAGCGGUUGCGUAUCUGCCAGAAGGACAGCAGUGUGAUACCUGAUGCAGAGAUCCUGCAUAGGCUGCAGGGAUGGACAAGCUUUAGGAGGGAGCUCCCGGGGAUGGUGCUGGAGAUCGAGCGGUCGAUAUUCAAGGAGCUGGUGGAUGAGGUGGUGCACGGCGAGUCCGCUGACGGCCCACAGAUGAAGGUAGCAGGCAGGCGCAGAAGGCGACUCUUUGCUUAAUACUGUUUGGUUGACCAUCAUCAGGUUGUGGAAGUGGAACGAUUUGAUUUGUGAAUUUGUAACUUUAUUUGACAUGAAAGCUUUUUCCUCUCAAGAGAGAAGGUGUAGAAGUUUUUGUAUAAGCAGCGCAGAUUGCAGGGACCUGAAACAGGGAUUUGUGCUAUGUAGAUACUAUGUAUACCGGUGCUUUUUUUUGUGUUUUUUUUGGGGAUGCUUUUUCAGUUGAAUGCCUGAACCACCUUUUAGUUUUUACUCUUGUAGCUGUUGUCAUACCACAGAUGAGUAUGGAUCCGAUACCACUGCUGGUGCUGCUC